AUGUCCCCACAAACCCCAGCCCCACCCACCACACAACCACCCCAACAACAACAAACCGCCCAAAUCCCCCUCCAAUCCUUCACCCUCCCCACCUUCCCCCCCGAAACCCUCACAAAACCCCUCACAACCCAUCUAACCCUCACCUCCGACAUCCCCCUCUCCUCCUACACCUCGCUUCUCAACCAACCCUUCACCAUCCCCCCCCUACCACGCUCCAUAACAACCCUAUCCCUCGAAUCCUUCUCCCUCGGCUACCCCCCCAACUUCCUCCCCCUCCUCGCUACCAAACUGCCACGCUUGCGAAGCCUACUAUUCUUCGAGCAAGUCCUCGGAAGCACAGACGUCGAGGAAGGGGAUGUGAUCAGCUUUCUCACUCAGCUGGGGGAGGUGAGGGAAGUUCAUUUUCUGGAUGUCUUGAUGGGUAAAGGUGUCAUGCGAAGGGUUUNGGAGUUUGAGGGGUGGGUUGGGGAGGGGUUAAGGGGGUUGAGGAUUGCGAUGGUUGGGGGUACUUUGGAGUCGGAUCUGGAGGAGGAGGGAGAGGAAAGGGAGGAAGUGGAGAGGGAGGAAAUGGGGAUUCUUCCUCCUCGAAUAGCGGAUACGGCUACGUCCUCGUUGAUGGACAGGAUCCUCGCCCUAGAGACACUAAUCCUCCUUGACCUCACCCUCUUCCCUCUUCCGCUCUCCUCCCUCCUCGCUAUUCUCACGACUUGCAAGAAGCUCAAGGUGUUGAGUGUCACACUGACCCUUGAAACAUCCUGGGAGCACGUCUUUGAACAGUUACGAGGGAAGACUGGGGCAGUUGAGAGUUUAGAAAUCGUCGGAUAUCCCGGGAAUGAGGAAGUGGUUGAAGGACUUAAAAAGAGCGGGGGGGAAGGAGAGGGGUGGUUGAAAGAGAGUUGGCUGAUGGGAUUGGGAGGAGUGGAGGGUGUUAGUGUGAGUGUUUUGCAGACUAGAGGGGAGGAAUGGAGAAAAGAGAACGGGAGCUGGGUGAAAAUUUGA
This is a messenger RNA of Hymenoscyphus albidus, 999 nucleotides long. NCBI's taxonomy places the organism in Eukaryota, Fungi, Ascomycota, Leotiomycetes, Helotiales, Helotiaceae. The record is from the annotation of a GenBank genome assembly.